AUGGAUCCAAAGGAACAAUUGACUAAAGAUGAAGGGGGUGUACGAGUUGAUGCAACAAAAUUCAGAAGCAUGGUUGGGGGGUUAAGGUACCUCGUGCAUACCAGACCAGAUAUAGCUUUUUCGGUGGGUAUUGUGAGCAGAUUUAUGGAAGCUCCAACUAUCAUGCAGAUGAAUGUGAUCAAAAGAAUCCUUCGGUAUGUAAAAGGCACUCAAGAGAUUGGCCUGGUGUAUUCACGGAAGAAUGGAAAUAAUGAAUUAAAAGGAUACUCAGAUAGUGAUCAUGCAGGCCACAUUGAGGAUCGAAGAAGCACUGUGGGAAUGGUAUUUUACUUAAACGAAAGCUUGGUUACAUGGGUAUCGCAGAAGCAAAGGUGCAUAGCUUUAUCAUCCUGUGAAGCUGAGUUUAUGGCUACAACUGCUGCAGCAUGUCAGAGUAUAUGGUUGCGAAAGUUAUUGGAGCAAGUGACGGAUGAAACUAUUGGGCCAGUUGUUUUGUAUUUGGAUAAUAAGUCUGCGAUCGAUCUCUCGAAAAAUCCAGUUUUUCAUGGAUGUAGCAAACACAUUGAUGUUCAAUAUCACUUUAUACGAGAGUGUGUUGAACGUGGAGAGAUUAUUGUCAAGCAUGUGUCCAGUGAAAAUCAGCGUGCAGAUAUUGACUAA
Messenger RNA from Daucus carota subsp. sativus, 660 nucleotides. Its product is annotated as secreted RxLR effector protein 161-like. The record is from RefSeq and is a predicted model, not a curated record. Lineage: Eukaryota; Viridiplantae; Streptophyta; Magnoliopsida; Apiales; Apiaceae. Bases 1 to 660 code for a protein of 219 amino acids. The transcript has a single exon.